UGGGAGUUGGAGUCAGUGCAUUUAGGGAGGGAAGGUGAAACCAUUUACUGGCAUAGGUCUCCAAAGAAUUGGUCUGUGUGUCUUUGAAAGGUGAAAUUGAGUGAAAAUGAAGAAAUCCUAGAACACAAAAAACAGCAAGAAGAUGUUUUAUUGAGAAAGACCUCCUUCAAGUUGACCAUGAGUGAAACAAGGAAAGAAAAGUCCUCAGAUGGAGAAACUAAACCCCAGACUUCAUUUGUCAACAAAUUCUUCAGGGGCUCAAAACUCAGGUCCUCCAAAGCUGAACGCAGAAAAGAGGGCAAUGACCUUCGAACCACUGAUUGCCAACCCGGCGAUGAGACGCAGGAGACCGCCACCUUAGUCACUGCUAAGCCUCUCCCUUCAGAAAUGGAACCAGGACGCAGGAUGGAGAAAAACGAGCAGUUCCUGCAGAAGUUGGGCAAAAACGCUGUCGACAAGUGCCUAGAUCUGAAUAACUGCAGAUUAACAACAGCGGACGUCAGGGAGAUGGUCACUUUGCUGCCUUUUCUCCCGGACUUGGAAAAACUGGACAUUUCCUGGAAUGAUUUCAUAGGUGGAACCCUCCAUUCGAUCACUGAGCAAAUGCACCUUGUCAGCAAGUUAAAAAGCCUGAGGCUGAGUAGUUGCAGACUUACCACGGAUGAUGUCCGAGCACUGGGAGAAGCACUUAAAGCGGUACCUGACCUUGAAGAGCUGAAUUUGUCCUGGAACAGUAACGUGGGAGGAAACUUGCCUCUGAUUCUCCAGAAUUUCCAAGCAGGGAGCAAGAUCCACGUGCUGGAGCUGGUGGAUUGCGCACUCACCUCAGAAGACGGGGAGUUUGUGGGUCAGUUGCUACCUAUGCUGCAAAGUCUUGAAGUACUUGACCUUUCCAUUAACAGAAACAUCGGUGGCAGUCUAGACAGCAUUGCUCAGGGAUUAAAACGUGCCUCAACUCUGAAAGUAUUGAAGCUACAGUCAUGUGGAUUAUCACAAAAGAGUGUCAAACUGUUGGAUGCUGCUUUUAGAUACUUGGGUGAGCUGAGGAAACUCGACCUUUCCUGCAACAAGGAGCUGGGGGGAGGGUUUGAAGACUCCCCAGCUCAGGUGGCCACGCUGGAGCACCUGGCAGUCCUGGACCUUCACCAGUGCUCACUCACAGUGGGCGACGUGGUGUCGCUGACCCAGAUUAUUCCUUUACUCUCAAGUCUUCGAGAAUUGGAUUUAUCCGCCAACAAGAAGAUGGGCAGCUCUUCUGAAAACCUCCUCAGCAGGCUCCGAUUUUUACCAGCACUGACGUCAUUACUAAUCAACAACUGUGCUUUGGAAAGGGAGACUUUUACCGCCCUCGCGGAAGCCUCCGUUCACCUCCCUGCUCUGGAAGUACUCAGCCUUUCUUGGAAUAAGUGUGUUGGUGGCAACCUGAAGCUGCUUCUGGAAACACUCAAGCUUUCGACGUCCCUUCACGUGCUGAGGCUGAGCAGCUGCUCCCUGGUGACAGAGGACGUGGCUCUCCUGGCAUCGGUAAUACACACAGGUCAUCUGGCCAGGCUGCAGAAGCUCGACCUGAGCUAUAAUGACAGCAUCUGUGAUGCAGGAUGGGCCAUCUUCUGCCAGAACGUGUGGCUCCUCAAAGAGUUAACUGAGCUGGACAUCAGCCUUCGGCCAUCAACGUUUCGAGAUUGUGGACAAUGGUUUAGACACUUGCUAUGUGCUGUGACCAGACUUCCGGAGAUCACUGAAAUAGGAAUGAAAAGGUGGAUCCUCCCACCGUCACUGGAGGAAGAACUACAAUGCUUUGACCGAGAUCACAGGAGCAGCAUUCACUUCGACCACGGUGGGCGUCAGUAAGCUGAUUUCCCAAGGUCACAUAUAUGA
Messenger RNA from Molossus molossus (Pallas's mastiff bat), 1878 nucleotides. It is a transcript of the gene LRRC31, whose product is annotated as leucine rich repeat containing 31. Gene Ontology annotation, molecular function: protein binding. Bases 178 to 1851 code for a protein of 557 amino acids. The record is from RefSeq and is a predicted model, not a curated record. NCBI's taxonomy places the organism in Eukaryota, Metazoa, Chordata, Mammalia, Chiroptera, Molossidae. The transcript has 10 exons.